Messenger RNA from Linum trigynum, 8866 nucleotides. The record is from the annotation of a GenBank genome assembly. NCBI's taxonomy places the organism in Eukaryota, Viridiplantae, Streptophyta, Magnoliopsida, Malpighiales, Linaceae.
UCUAAAAGCAACAAUCUCAAUUUUUAGUUGAGAUUGUAUAAUGCAUCAUUUUUUGUGAUUGUUGGUGGGACCUACCUAAAAUAAUGCAUGCAUUAUUUUACACUUUGACACUUCCAAACAUUAUACUGUGCACAAUAUAUGUAUUCAACAAACACAACUCUAACAAUCACAACUUCCAAACGACCCCUUAAUGUUGGGAUGAAUAGCUUUGAAAAGCUAUAAAUGAAAUUCCUAAUUAAUUAUCCAGUAUUUUCCCAUAAUACAUAAAUAAGAUGGAUAAUUAAUAAAGGGAAUAUUAUGGAGAUAAUUAGGAAUAAUUAUCUUAAUAGAUUAUAUUUUAAUUAUGGGAGUAAUUAUCUCCCUAAUUAAAAUAUGACUUAUUCCCAAAGAAAGAGGGAAUAUUCUGGGUUUUCUGCUCCUAUAAAUAGGAGACGCCCCAGACCCUUUAAAGACACCUCAGAGAGCAGAAACACGAGAUAAAUAGUGAGUUCAUAGAGAUCCGGUUUUCGCACAAAACCGAUGGCAACAAAAUUAGAGUGGCUGUUUUAUCCUGGAGGCGACCGGCUGAUAGUCUGAUGUGCGCAAUACGAGGCAGUGCCGCGAACGUCUUAAAGAGAGCGACCUAGUCCGCGACUCAACCAGAUCGGUAACCCUAAUUUUUCUGUUUGAUUUCUAACAAUUUUAAGACGCUUGGUUGCUGUCAUGUGUAUCAAACAGGUUAUCGAUUUUGGCUCGAUCGAUCUUGUUCCAUGCCGCUCCGAGAAAGGUGCAACUUUGUCCACGAUGCAUCACACUUAUUUUUGCUCCCACCGAUCGGAAACACUCGUCGUUAGCGCCACGCUCAAAUUUCUGUUGCAGCCGUCGUAACUUAGAUGAGUUUUAUAUAGAAGGGGCAUGUGUUUCGGUUGCGACAGUGAAUUAUCAUGUUGAACGUGUCUUCACUAACCCUUCUGUACGUGAGUUCCGAUUGUUUUAUGAAUUAGUGGACUGGUGGAGUGAUAGCAUCGUUAUCACAAGAAGAAGGUGAUGCUGUGGAUAUGAAGCUCCGGUGGCGUCCGAAGCUUUGCCUUGGACGAGCUGAAACUGGGCACCUGGGAUUUCCGCAUCCGAAUCCGCGUCGGGCCCGCCCACCUCUUACAGUUAGUUACAUGGCGGAGCUGUGGGGAUGGCAAGUUCGGGGCGCACAAGCGGUUCAUCGAUGACCGAGGCGGCAGUCGCAAGAUCUUCAAACCUAAGCUCGCCCUUCUCCGUGGGGGAGCAAUCUGGUUUCCGGAUCCGGCCCACGGAAACAGGAGCCGGUUGGGGAAUGGUGGUUUGGGAGAAUGAAUGGGCCAGGGCAAUGAAACAAAGCCACGGGUCCAUUUAGUUUGCUUUGUAAAAUUAAAUCCCAUGGAGAAGUGGAUGUGUGUCCUUGUCCAAUUAAUUCCGGUUGAGAUGUCUCGCAUGGAAUUAAAUAGACCUAGGCAGCAAGUCUCAGGUGUACCCGCCGAUUCUUAUCUCUAAAACACAAUAUCUUUGUCAAUAAUUUUUAACUGGCCUUGAUGGCGAAAACCACUUUGUUGUUCUUCUUCGCAAACCUCAUUUUCCCUCUCUUCAUAAUCACCUCACUAAACGUCUCCCCAAUUUUAAAUGUUGUUUGUAUAUACCCGCCGUACGGCAUCGACUUCCCCGGCGGAUUAGCCACCGGAAGGUACACCAACGGCAAGAACGUCGUCGAUUUCAUCACCGACCAGCUCGGCAUCCCCUCGCUACCGCCGUCCCGGGACCCUUCCACCGCCGGUCAUAGUCCGCGGCGUCGACUUCGCCUCCGGUGGGUCGGGGAUCCUCGACGAGACCGGCGCUAUCACGUUAGAGCAGAAUUGGCGUCGCCGUUGUCUCUUCGUCGAAAGAGGGAAUGAAGGGGUUUUCUGCAAUGGCGGAGCUGCUGCCAUUGGUUCCAAGACCGCCCCUGCGACGCUGCCUUCGGUGAUUCCGGUAAAUACUUCUAUUUAUGUGUUCUUACUUCUCAGGUCUGUAACUUUCCUAGAUCUGUAUUCCGUCGCUCCUAUCCUCAAUCGGUAUAUACCAUCCAAAAAGAGCUAGACAGCUCGGGAGAUGAACAAAACAAUUUUACAUAAUCCGUAUUACUAUCUUAGUAUCUUUCGGGUUGAGUAUUAUAGUUCACCUCUGUGGAACUCGGUUCUUGCCAUAAGGCUAUAUUGUUCCCAGUGGAAAAUCUAUUAUCGGGACUCCUAGAGUAAGCAUGGAAUCGGAGGGACUCUAAACCUCUUCCGGCAAGAUUCACCCCUGUAUGAAAUCUUCGCAUGUGUGACCAACAGAUUGGUGGAUCACCCUCUGUCCCUUGCCGGAUUUUUUUUCUGGUGAUCGGAUUUCAUUUCGCCGGCGAUAUUUUCUAUUAUUAUUCCUUUAAUUGAGGUAACUGCCCCGAAAUCAUAGUCUUUCCCUUUUGAAUUCAAUAUUAAAUACAUAAUUAUGUCUCUUCCCGCAUGCAUUGAAUUCAAUCUUAUUCAUUUCCAUUAAUUGGGGUUACUCAUUUUCAAAUUAGCAUUUAUCAAAUUUUUACCUUUUAUAAUGAAUUUGUUAAUUAAUAUUUCCAUUAAUUGUGUGCUUCUAACGACAACUCGGUACAUGCAGGUAUAUCACUUAUGGGUUUAGUAAUCACUUUAUCUCAAGUCGGUUACAAGGCUUUAUGGCCAGAAACGGCUAGUGCCGGAAAAGCCUUAAUUGUGCUUUCAAAUCGUCUCCUUAAUGACGAGCUAGAGUGUUUUAAAACUCUAAUAAAGAGAUUCUUUCGCCAGCAUAAUGGGGCGUAUUCAAAGGGCUCCCGCAAAUAAAUAUGCUCCCAAGGCCUAAUCAAUGCAAUCAUCCAACAAUUUGAUACUAGAACAGAUUGGCCAGCAAUUGAGUCAAUUCGGUAAUUAUACAUCAUGGCCGGCAACAGAUUCUGCCAAAAAGCUUUUAAUGGUCAUCACUUUAAUGAGUUUAUGUGCAUUUGACUAUCCAAAACCUCAGUAAGGGAGGAUUCUAACCGUUUCAGACUAUGGUUGAAAUCGGCCCUUCAAACUCGUGGAGUAAACUGCCUUAACCGAUGCCCUGUCUGCUGGAGACAUCGAGAAAGCAUUGAACAUUUAUUCUUCAGAUGCCCCCUAGCCAUUAGAUUGUGGACUUUAGUGGGAUUGAGCAACUUUAUUGAGACCGCCCAGACUGUUAACUUUAGUCUAUGGUGGCGACAUGUCAUAGUCUCUGAGACCGCCCCAUUCCACAUUCUCCAAUGCGUUUGUUUACUUUGGAGAAUCUGGAAGUCUAGAAAUAAAGUGACUUUCGAAUUUUACCAACCUCAUGUCCGUUCUCUAGCCAGCCAGUUCUACAACCAGGUCCUCGAAGUCUCCUAUCUUCUCCUUCCUCCUCCACCCCGCAUUUCUACUCCCAAACCUUCCUGCCACCUCUUGGGUCCCUCCUCCAGAAGAAUUUUUGAAGAUCAACUUCGACGCUGCUAUUUGUGCCACUGUGUGUUCGUCUGGGCUUGUUAUCCGUGGGUCAGACGGGCAUGUGGUGUUGGCGGUCGGGCUGCAGCUUCAAGUAAUAGUCAAUCCUUACCUGCUAGAGCUUCUAGCCUUUAGAGAUGUUAUCUCCAUCGUAGCCUCAAGAUACUUGACCAGCGUGAUAGUCGAAGGUGAUUCCGAAGUGGUCGUCAAACAACUUCGUCAAGGCGUAAUAGAAGACUCAAUUGGUGGUCCGGUGUUACGAGAGUGUCUUCAGAUCCUUAGCUCUUUGUCUGUUUAUAUAGAGUUUAGGGCGGUACCUAGAUCCGCCUACAGUGCUGCCCAUAGAGUGGCACGUAAAGCACUACUUUUGUCUCGUUUAGAGGUAGAAUCUUUUGAUAUUUUGGGAUGGAUUCUUUAGAGUCUUUUAGGGGACCUGGGUAGAAUUGUAAGUUUAACUAUUUUCCUCUUUUGAUAUCACUCAGAAAAAAAAAAAAGACCUAGGCAGCUAUGGUCAUUACUUAUCGGCAGGUUGGGAUAAUGUUUACCUUGUCGUGAAAGUAUAGGAAUGCCAGGGAGAGGAGAUGCGAGCAGAUGGAUAAAAGGUUGGAAUAAUCCGCAACAGAUAUAUAAAGAAAGCCCGCCCUGAUGAUCUGGAGCCAGGAUUGGUUGGUACUGGCUAUUCGAUCCAAAGUAAGAAAGCAAUGACCUCUUGAGAAGAGGUAAGAACCCAAACAUUAUUUAUGAGUCAUUAAUAAAUGACAAAUUUCAAUCUAUGACAUAUGAUUCUAUGCACGGAAUUGAGGAUCUCGAGAAUGCUAGAGAAUCUAGAUUUGAUGCAUGAUUAUUGAGAUGUGCUUUCCUCGAUGAUUAGAGUAUAAAUUUGAAUGCAUGCUGCAGAAUAGAGUAAUUUUGUUUACAUGAGUGUGUGUGAAGAAUAUAUGGGAAUAGAAUGGGUUAAUUGCCCCAUAGUGACGAUAUUGUAAGAAGUACUGUUGUCAGUACUAGAUGAACCAUUGGGGUUGCUCUGAAACAUUAAUGUUUCAAGAACGAGAGCAUCAAGCCGAACCAGAUCCACACCAAAUAGAAUGGUACCCUUCGUGGUAACCAUAAGAUUGCCACUCAAUCCUCAAAGAAUGACGCUAUGUUUCUCAAUUAAAUUUGAGAAAAACUAGGUCAGAUGACACGAAAGUGUUAGAGCAAGUUUAACAUAGUAUUGUGUUAACUUGAUUAAAGAAGAGGAUUUGGCAAUAAUAAUUGCUUAGGUGAUGACAGAGGUUAGCCUUAAUGGUAACUCUGGAGAAUGGUUGUUGGAUACUAGCGCCCCAAGGCAUGUCUGUGAUAGAUGAUCUAAGAUAGAUUCUUUUUUGGGACGUGUGUGUCCUUGUAAAGAAUUAGAAUAUCUAAAGUCACAUUCCCAUAUUAUUUUCGAACGCUUGGGAUAAAUAAAAUUUUGUAUCCAAGCAAAAUGACCCAUAAAAUAUGUGGUUAGAGAAUCAGAAUCAAUAGAUCUGAUUUAUGUUGAUAUGGGUAAACUUGAUGGAAAAGACAAUAAAUAAUUUAUUGCUCUUUAGAGUGCUCUGAUUGUCUAACUAGUUAUUCGAAAUAGUUUGAAAUGCCUAGUUGCAUUAUGAUUGCACUGAUUAUUCGAUAUGUGGCAUGCAUGUGGUAGCAUUAGAGAAUCAGUGACAUGAUAACUAGAAGAGCAUAUGAGUGUGUAAGUUAUUGUAAAACACAUAAGCCUAUGAAACGAAAUACUCAUUAGUUUGUGAAAACCAUUGAUAUCAAUAGAUUCCAUUUAUAUUAAGAAAUAGUGGGGGUGAUAUCCUGCCCACUAUUAGAAAUCAUGGAUAACUAGUGGGGGUGAUGAAUCUGAGUAUGAACUCAGAAGAGACAAAUGAACCAUAAAUCACGAAAGGAUUUUGGUUAUGAAUUUGUUAUUUACACCCUAAGAAAGAAAGAUCCUACAAGUCUGCUAGAAGUUUGAACUUCCAUAAAGAUGCAGAAUUGUGGGAGAAUCCAUUAUUAACGAAAUGGAAUUAUUGGAGUCUAAUAAGACUUAAAAUCUUUUAGAGUUACCUCUUGGUUGAAAAGCCUUGGGUAAUAUAUCGAUAGAAUCCAACAAGAUUUGGCAUCUUUGAGAAUUACUUCUUGGAAAUUAAGUCAUGGGUAAUAAAUGGAUUCUUAAAAGAAAAGUGAAACCUAUUGGUUUAGUUUAUGAGUAUAAGAAUCGCCUAAUAGCUAAGGCUUUAAGCAAAAAAGGAAAAAUUGAAAAUUUUCUUGUUAUCUAUUCACCAUAUGUAGAAUAACAUCCAUGUAUGUUCUGAUUGCUAGUGUUGUGCGCCAGAUGGAUUCUUAAACAUGUUUCUGUGAAUGGUGAUUUAGAUAGGAAAAUCUACAUGGGACAACCUAUAAGGUUGUUAUUCCUGAACAUGCUUUUAGAGUCUAUGGUUAGACAAAUCAUUGUAAGAUUUGAAAAUGACUAAAAAACAAUGACCUGAAAAAUCAGAUUCUCUCUCAUGGUUUUAAGAAUGACAAGUGCAUUUAGUACAACUUUGAGAAUGACACUUGCAUUGUGAAUGACACAUAGAUCUUUGGUACAAAGACUUGCGAUGUCAAUAUUGAAAAACCAUGAUGGUUGAGAAUUUUGAAUGUGAAGGAUCUAAAUGAAACAAAUGUUAUGCUUAGAGAUCCUAAUAACUAGGAAAAUACAAGAUGUACACCUGCAUACAUGUUUGAUGAUGCUAGUAUAAAUAUUUAAAGAACACCUAAGACGGUGUAAGAAAGUUAGAAUGUACUAGCAUUUACAGUCUGCGAGAGGCAGCCAAUAAACAUAAGACCCGAUUUAGUGGGGGGUACUUGGCAGGCUUAUUGAUUGUCGUAGUAUGAAGCAUUGAAAUGCUAUUGAAAAGGGUCAUGAGACACCUUAAGUGAGCAGUAGGCCUUGAUAUAUGUCAUCAAUGGUUUCUUGCUGUAUUGGUAGGGUAUAGUGAUGCGGAUUAGAAUACGCUAUAGAGGACUCCAAGACAACAAGAGGAUGUGUUUUAAACAUCGAUAGAGAAGUGAUAGACCAAUAAUUACACGUAUUUUCACCCCUAUUCUUGAGCCGUUUGAGAGGUUGAUUCUCGGGGUUUAAGCCGAUUUCACGCGAGGUUGUGUGUUUAUGUCAUGUUUCAGGACCCGGCGUUGGAAUCGAGGCGAAGGAACGAGAUUCGGGUCGAAAGGAACAAGUGAGGCUUGAAGCGGGCUGAAGGAAGAAAAUACCCGGCCAUAACCACAAAUACCCGGCCGGGUAUUAUUCCGAGGAGACCGGGAAAUUUCCUUUUUGGCGUCUGAGAAGCAGAGGGGGGCCCGGUCGUGAGGCUUAAAUCCCCGGUCGGGGAUUAUUGGAGCAGACCGGGGAUUUUCCCCUGGCAUGAAACGUGCGUUUUGAUAAUACCCUGUCGAGACCCAAAAUACCCGACCGGGUAUUUCGAACGGGUAUCGCGACAGGCAGCUGUUUUAAGGGAAAAGAGGGCUGAAAAUCAAGGGAUUGGAGUUUUUGAGAGAGAGAACGAUUCCUAGAGAGAGAAAGCGACGAACAAGAGUCUCCAAGUGCCCUAGAUUGAUCUUCAACACCAUUGGAGGCCAGUUUGAGCUUGGAGAAGUGCCAAUCAACGUCCAGGAGCAGGAAUCCAUCCUUCACAGUAUGAAUUCCGCGUCUGAUUCUGCUUUUGCUUCUUUCUCCAUGGAGUAGUUCUCCCAUUCAUCUGGGUAUGGAGAACCCUAGAUUUGUAUGUUAGGCUUUGAUUGUAUGAACCCAAGUACUGAUUCUAUGAUUGAUUAUAUUCGAUUGAGGUUUGAAUGAUUGAAUGACUUGAAUCCUGAUCAAAUUCCUGUUGUUUCUGCUUUGAUCUAGAAUGAGAAUAUCUGCCUAGGUUGAUAGAGCGUCCUUGAUUGAAGGUAGGGAGUUGGUGACUUUAGUCGAGGAGCCAACUCACUAUUCUGUACCGGAUUUACUCCGGUAGUGGAGGUUUUGUUUGUUAAGGCCUCAAUCUGUUUACUCCGGUGGAGGUUAGUCGCCCGCUAGAGACUCAGAUUGAGAGGGUCUGAAGACCUUUAGUCGAGACUUCAGGCUGUUUAAGAACCUUCCGCAGUAUAACUAUCAUAGAAACUGAACUUGGUAAUUACAAUCCGGCUUAACUGCAGUCUAGGGGGAACCAUAUCCAGGUGACCUCUCUUAACCUGAAUACAACCAUUUACUUGCUUUGUUAGUUUGUUAGUUUAGACUUGCAUUAAAGUUUCAUUGCUAGAUAACAAGAAUUCACUGAGUAGUCAUCAAAUCUAGGACCCAGGUUGAUAAUUAAACCCAAACCCGCUAUACUACGCUUUAGGAAGUGGUUACACUUGGCCAAUUCCUAGGGUGACAGUAGAAGUGAGUCAAUAAGCUAUGUCUUGGAAGUCUAAGAAGUAAACGAUCCUGGCUCAAUCAACUAAGAAAUCAGAAAUGAUAGAGCUAGCGAUUGCUAGUAAAGAGAAAAGUUGAUUGAGAGGGUCAUUACUAGAGAUUCCCUUAUGGGAAAGACCCUCCCUCCGGUAGUUGAUUCAUUGUGAUAGCGCCGCAGCUAUUACUAAAGAAGGGAACAAGUUCUAGAACGAAAAGAGACGACAAAUUUGUCGUAAGCACAGUACUGUAAGAGAACUCCUAACGAUAGGAGCAAUGAGGGUGGAUCCUGUAAGGUCCUAACAGAAUCUAGCUGAUCCUUUGACGAAAGGAUUAUCUAGAGAGAAAGUCCAAAGUACCGCCAAGGGUAUGAGACUUAUGCCUACCAAACCACGGACUACAAGUGAUGGUAACCCGACCCAAUAGACUGGAGAUCCCAAGAAAUGGGUUCAAUGGGUAAUAACAAGUCAUGAGUAGUAUGCAAAAAGUUCAUGCAUAGUGAAGCAUGAAUCCCAAAGCCUUGGAGGUUGAGUUAAACUCUUAAUGAGAUCUAUACUCUAUGUGGAGUGAAGUACUUUACUUUGGGGGUACUUCUGAUAGACUCACCUAUGUGAAUGUGGGAGUGGGGCCGCUCCCUAUGGAACUUUGGAGGCACAAAGUUGCUAGAGCGUUCACUAAACCGGGAUAACGUGCAUGGCCAUAAACGCACGGCCUAUGAGAGAAUAUCACUCAAUGAAAAGAUCCGGUGUGCUACAUUGUCUGAGAUAGGGUUCAAGACUACGAGUCACCCUUAUGAAAUCGGAAGUGUAACCACUACGCUAAGGUUCAAAUCUUCGCGAUACCUUAGCUUAUGCCCGAUCUUAUGGAACUGUUAUCUCAGAAAUAGUUUCAAAACUAUUCAAGUGGGGGAUUGUUGGGAUGAAUAGCUUUGAAAAGCUAUAAAUGAAAUUCCUAAUUAAUU